AUCGUAAUCGUUUAUUUGCCUUUUGUGGUGCAUGUGUGAGAGUAUAAAGAAUAAAAUUUCUUCCUUCGGGAUUCUCCUCCCUUUUGCCCCCCACUUUCUACACAAAAAGAAUCAGGACAUGGAUCUGCAAACUAUAUCGCAGAACUUUGAGUCCUCAGCAAAUUAUAUCGUCAACCGCGUUCUAUCCACGAAUCGUCAAGACGUCAAGACGCUUGGUAAAGUCGUUGCAAUCACCUUGGCAGCAUACAUUAUUUCUUCGAAACUCUAUGACGCCUUUCUAGGCCCUCUCAGUGGCAUUCCUGGCCCUAUUCAGCUCAAGCUGUUCAGCUUACGUUUUUCACGAGAAAUUACAAAUCCACCAGGAAGAGCAUACGAGAAAUUCCAACGAUGGCAAAACCAAUACGGUGAUGUCGUCCGUCUUGGUCCCAAAUCCAUCCAAGUAGCAGAUAAACAUAUGGUUCGACAAGUUCUUUUUAAAGACGAUCUCCCAAAAGGCCCCGACUACGAACGAAUGUCACGUGAUGGUGGCCCUACUCUUUUAAGUGCAACGGAUAAGGUCUUUCAUAAGCAACGACGACGCGUUGUCUCACCAGCAUUCUCGGUCAAAUACCUUAAUUCCCUCGAGCCUUACAUGUUAAAUACAGCCGAUACAUUCAUCAGAAGCAUUGACAGGGAAAUUACAAAUUCUAAGCGCAGUGAUGGAUAUGGCCAAGUGGAUAUUUGGAUUUUGCUGCACUACCUCGCUCUUGACAUUAUCGGUGAAACUGCGUUUGGCCAGACGUUCCAUCUGCUCGAUGGUGAUGAUCACAUUGUACCCGCUACAAUCGCGCGUGAAUUGGAAACAGUCAGUUAUAUAAUGACCCAUCCAGUUAUGGGCUUGAUUAAGGCAUUACUCUCUUUCAGUGACCUUUCCAAAAACAAGCGAAGGCUAAAAGAGUUCAUGACAAAAAGCAUUAUGGAGCGACUCAAAGGCGGCGAAAAGGAUCGUCGAAACGACAUUCUUCAGAUAUUAAUCGACACUCAACACGCAAACGAAACCGAAGAUCGGUUGACAGCUGAAGCAAUCGCCCAAGAAACGAUUUUGUUUUUAGUUGCUGGAUCAGAAACCACGAGUAAUACUAUCGGGUUUGCUAUUAUCGAGCUUUUGAAGAAUCCACAUGCGCUGGCCACUUUGCGCAAAGAAGUUGACAGUAUCGAAUCAGAGGAUGGUCAAAAGCUAUUCACGAACGAUCAGUUGAAGCAACUUCCUUAUUUAAAUGCGAUUAUCAAUGAGACAAUGCGUAUCAAUCCUAUUGCUGUAGUUGGCCUUGAGCGAAUAACGGACCGUGACACAAUUCUCGCUGGACGGUUGUAUGUACCAAAAGGUACUCAAGUACGAUGUAACAUUUACAGCACACACUUGAACCCUAAAUACUGGCCCGAACCAACUAAGUUUAAGCCGGAACGAUGGUUGGACGAUAGCGAUAUUCCUGCUGACCAGGAAGCGUUCUAUCCUUUCAGUGCUGGAUCAAGAAAUUGUAUCGGCAAAGGAUUUGCACAGCAAGAAAUGCGUCUUACAAUUGCAAGUCUUGUCAGACUAUAUGAUUUCGAAGCCAUCCCGGCAGAAAUGAAGGCAUCUGAUGAAAGGACGUCCUUUGUUACAUUGUCUGUGCAGAGUAAUAGCUUUAAACUCUAUAUGAAGCGUAGAGGAACAGCAUAGCUCGCUUAGGUCAUCAUGUAUUUAUCAAUUAUUAUGGUUGAAUAUAACAAUAUCCUUUCUUUUAUUAUUGAGAAA
Molecule: messenger RNA, 1774 nt
Organism: Zychaea mexicana
Lineage: Eukaryota; Fungi; Mucoromycota; Mucoromycetes; Mucorales; Lichtheimiaceae
Product: cytochrome P450
Exons: 9
Coding region: 32-1699 (555 amino acids)
Molecular function (GO): monooxygenase activity; iron ion binding; oxidoreductase activity, acting on paired donors, with incorporation or reduction of molecular oxygen
Source: RefSeq, a predicted model, not a curated record